Molecule: messenger RNA, 375 nt
Organism: Protopolystoma xenopodis
Lineage: Eukaryota; Metazoa; Platyhelminthes; Monogenea; Polystomatidea; Polystomatidae
Source: the annotation of a GenBank genome assembly
AUGCGUUUGGACGACGCUCUUUGCCAUGUCAUCUACGACCUCUCGGUGGUUAGUCUGAAGAAGGGCAGCGAUGUACAGGGAGCAUCGGAAAAGGGUUUCCAACUAGACUCCAAAGCUACAGGCCUUCAAGAGACUAUCGAUUCGAACGGUCACCUCGGCAAAAGGAGAAUAAAGAGACCUGUAUCCACGGACACCUGUACUGCUGAGGAAAUAGAGAAAAACUCUCAACCCUCUCACCCUGUGACGUCGUUUGAGGCAAUUUGUGCUCGUUUGCAGACGUGGUACAGCGGCGUACAACUGCCGUCGAGGGCGAAGAUCCAACAGGCUCUGGAUGAACUGAUAGCAGUUGGCAAAGUGUACUUCACCGGUGAGUAG